AUGUCUGCGGUAGGGAACUUAGUCUCCAUCCAAGACUAUCGGGAUCUUUUCAGUCACCACCUUGCGAAACUGGACAUUGUAAAAUCGGGUCUUGGGAUCGAGCCGCCCUUGACGGAAGUCGAUUGCGCUGAGUUAGUGACACUGGUGGAAGCAAAGGCUGUGAACAAGUCUCCUGAACAAAAUAGCAAGGCGCAUUACGCCGCUGUCGAGACGGUUUUCCGUGAAAGGUUCUACUCUCUGCUACAAACCGAGUCAAUCGACGAACCUUCGUUCACAAGAAUCUGGAACCUGCUGGAUAUCGUUGCCAUUCUUUCCGAUCAUGAGCUUUGCGAGCCUGGCCUUAUAUUCUGGUUGGUGGAAGAGCUGCUAGAUAGCCAGAUCAUCGAUGGAUGCAGAAGAGUUUUUGACUAUCUGGAGUCACGCAGGGAGAGAAUCACUGCUAAACACUUCGCUCAGAAGCAUCUCAUCAUUCUGAGGUCAUGCAAUGAGCUCCUACGUCGGCUAUCUAGGGCAGAGGAUACCGUUUUUUGUGGCCGAGUCUUCAUCUUCCUCUUUCAAAGCUUUCCAUUAGGCGACAAGAGCUCUGUCAAUCUGCGAGGAGAAUUCCACCUGGAAAACGUUACUGUAUACGACAAGGAUAAUAAGAAAUCAGCCGAUGCUAUCAAGCCUAUGGACAUAGAAGUCAACCCUGACAGGACUGUUUCCGAAGCAGGUACACCUGCCGCCGCAUCCACUGCAAAAGAAGAAACGCCCGGUCCUGGAAAAGAACAUCCAAAGUCUGCAAAGGACGACUCGCCACCGGAUCUCGAUUCCUUAUAUCCCAUAUUUUGGGGAAUGCAGGCGAAUUUCUCACAUCCGAUUCGGCUGUUUCAACCCGAGAAUCUGACAUCCUUCAAGGAAAGUCUUGCUGCCACUUUAGAUUGUUUCCAGAAGGUUCACAGUAAUAUCUUAGCUUCUACGAAUCGUUUGGAUGAAAGUAAGCGAGGCAUGAAGCGCAAGCGGUCAGGAUCUGGUCUUGAGUUCUCCAAUAGUGUAAAUACCAAGUACUUGACGAAUAGGGAUUUGUUCGACCUCGAGGUGCAUGACAUAGCUUUUCGGCGGCAUAUUCUCGUGCAAGCUCUGAUCAUUCUGGAUUUUCUCCUAUCGUUGACAGCAUCUGCAAAGCUGAAGUUGUCCGAUUCCAUGAAUAAAGCUGUACUUUAUCCGUUCACCUUGUCAGAGGAGGAUGCUGCAUGGGCUCUCAGCACCAAGGCCUCGAUUGCAAGUUAUCUGCAGCAGGGCAACGGCAACGAGGGCAAGUUCUACUACAGGAUGGUUGACACGGUCCUCAGCCGAGACAAAAACUGGGUACGAUGGAAAGCUGAUUCCUGUCCCAGCAUUGACCGACCGCCGGUCAAGGUUGAAGAAUACCUCGAUGCGCAACAAAGGCUGAAGAAGCUGUGCAGUAAACACGCUCUUCCACCCCCACCGGGCGCUGCAGAGCUGGAUUUCUUAUCUAAGAACAUGAUGCUAGACAGCCUCAAGGACCAGGUCAAGCUCUCGAUCCCGACUCCAGAAGCCUUCUACAAAGGUAUCAAGAACGACGAGCUUGAUGCUGAGAUGGGUACCCCUGAAGAGAUCAAGGCUGCAAUAGACGCCAAGCAAAGCAAACUUUGGAGAGCGCUUCGUGCGUCAAAGAGCAGAUUCAACCUUUGCGAAAGGAUCGAUAAUGGCAAGAACCUUGAUGCUUUGCUGCAAGAGAACAUGACGCCAGCUCCCGCCACCGAAAGCGCCGAGCUAAUUACGGAGACUGACUGA
Molecule: messenger RNA, 1797 nt
Organism: Endocarpon pusillum Z07020
Lineage: Eukaryota; Fungi; Ascomycota; Eurotiomycetes; Verrucariales; Verrucariaceae
Exons: 2
Coding region: 1-1797 (598 amino acids)
Biological process (GO): mRNA export from nucleus; regulation of DNA-templated transcription elongation
Cellular component (GO): THO complex part of transcription export complex
Source: RefSeq, a predicted model, not a curated record